AUGCACCUCCGGCGUCCUCGCAAACCCUCUGAAACCUCACCAACAAGAAGCUCAGGUACUUCUGGUACUGCAGGCAUACUCUUUUCUCUCCCUACUCUCAAUUUCCGGUAUAGUGGUUGUAAAGUUUUAUCCUUGAUUCACUCGAAUGGGGCAUCUUCUUCUGUUUCUUCUAAUCCCGGUCUUUCCAGAAUUCGCGCUGAUUCGUUCUUCAGAUGGUAUUCAACAUCUUCUAUCAGAAGUUCUAAAUCUGAGGAAGUUGGGGUUGGUCAGACUAUAAUGUAUGCUACUUCGAAACAAGUCUUGAAUUUAGAGAAGGUGUCUGCAUUGCGAUUCUUUCAUUGGAUUAGGCAUUGGCAGGCUGAAUUUUACAGUAACUCUGAUGUUUGCAGUUUAAUGAUUGAUAAUUGUGGUUGCUCGGGAGAUUAUAUGACAAUGAGUUCUCUUCUAAAUGAUUUUAGUCUGAAAGAUUUUUGUCUUAACAAAAAUGCUUUUGGGUUUUUGCCUGUUCUGGUAUCAAGUAACGGAUCAUUGAAGAAAUCUGUUGAGAGAGUGGUUAAUCUGUUGAAUAAAGUUAGAGGGUCUUCUCGAGCUUCAGGGAUCCCUGCCUUGAUCGAGAUGCUUAGUGCCACGGCUUCCUUUGAAAUGGCCUUGUUUGUUAUCAAGAAAGCAAGGAAGAGAGUAUCCUAUUACAAUAUUUUGGUGGGAGAAAAAGUGUCGAAGUUAAACAUUCCAUCUCUUCUUUUGGACCAAAUGGUGAAAAGGAGUGUUAAACCUCGGCUUACAACUCAUGCUGCCUUUAUCAAGGGAUAUUUCAGAGCAGAAAAAUAUGAGGAAGCCUACAAUUAUGUGAUUGGUUCAAGCGAGAAGUACAAAUGUGAUAGCAAUAUGAACUACAGCUUGCUUGCAAGUCUUCAUCUCAAGAAAGGAAAUCUAGUUGUUGCGAGAAAUAUUUUAUACGAAAUGAUAGAUAAAGAUCUAAGACCAUAUAAUUAUGUGUAUAAAAAGGUGUUGAAGCACCUACAGAAGUCAGGCAGGGAAGAUUUGGCUAGAGAUAUAAACAGCAGGUUCUCUAGUUUGAAUGUCACCUAUCUGAAAACUGUAAUAUUGCACCAUUUGAUAAAUGUUGUUGAAGAUUUGUAA
Messenger RNA from Tripterygium wilfordii, 1140 nucleotides. RefSeq lists its product as uncharacterized. The transcript has 5 exons. Bases 1 to 1140 code for a protein of 379 amino acids. The record is from RefSeq and is a predicted model, not a curated record. Gene Ontology annotation, molecular function: protein binding. Lineage: Eukaryota; Viridiplantae; Streptophyta; Magnoliopsida; Celastrales; Celastraceae.